Molecule: messenger RNA, 839 nt
Organism: Triticum aestivum (bread wheat)
Lineage: Eukaryota; Viridiplantae; Streptophyta; Magnoliopsida; Poales; Poaceae
Product: FCS-Like Zinc finger 1
Exons: 1
Coding region: 196-573 (125 amino acids)
Biological process (GO): regulation of DNA-templated transcription
Molecular function (GO): zinc ion binding
Source: RefSeq, a predicted model, not a curated record
GUCCGGGCGGCGCAUGGUAUUGCCUGACCCUGUGGGCUCGUCCCGCCCGCGCCGGACUUCUUCUCUCGUCGCGGGUCCGUGCCCGUCCCUGCGCAGGCAUAUAUACCCAGACUCCAGUUUGGUUCAGCACAGCAAACACUCAAUCAAUCUCCCACUCCCGGCGCACCAAAAGCAAGGACGUAGCACGAAAACACGAUGGCCUGCGCCUUCUUCUUCGACGCCGAGCCCGGCGUGCACGCGCUGGACGCGUGCGCGCUCUGCACCAAGCCGCUGGCGCGGGACAGCGACAUCUUCAUGUACAGAGUGGACACGCCCUUCUGCAGCGACGAGUGCCGCCACGAGCAGAUGCAGCUCGACGCCGCCUGCGCCAGGCAGGCCGCCGCCCGGAGGCAGAAGCAGUUCUCGUCGGGAACGGGGGUCCGGACGUGCGCACCGGGAGGCGUCCGUCGCGAGCUGACCGGCGAGAGCGGCAUGCUCCGUACGUGCUUGAGCCAACAAGAUCGGCGUGCACGAAGACGCCAUCGCCCGUGGCCAACUGAUCAGCGCGGGGUCGAGAAGACUCGCCUUGGUUGAAGAAUCAAGACGCGUGUCACUGGAGUUGUUCACGGCAGGCGGCGCUGCACGGGCCACCGGUCAAGUGAUUUGGGUAUAAACGCAGCGGAAAGGAGCUGGACUGGAUCUGAAGAAGUCAAUCAAACAGGAUUCUCCACGGCAUUAGGCGGCCAUGUGUGCCCCUCAGCUCUCCUUUGUUUCGGCAUUGAUGUCAGUUCUGUAUGAGAGCGAAUUUGCAGUGGCACUUUCACUGUCAAUCGAAUGAAAUAAGACAUGUCUUUGUGCAA